Messenger RNA from Theobroma umbraticum, 687 nucleotides. The record is from RefSeq and is a predicted model, not a curated record. Lineage: Eukaryota; Viridiplantae; Streptophyta; Magnoliopsida; Malvales; Malvaceae.
AUGCGCGACCCGGGGGCCCGCCGCGGCUCGUCCCCCGCGUGGGCCGCCGGCGGGGAGCUCGGCCGGGCCCCGGCGCGGCUCGCGGCCGCUCGCGCCGGGGCUGCGCGCCGGGCGCGGCCGCCGCGGCCGCGGCGGCGCGCGCCCCCGCGCGGGGCGCGGCGGCCCGAGGGGGUGGUCGGGGCCGCGCCCGGCGCGCCCGGGGCGGCGCGGCGCGCGGCGCCGGGCCCUGCGGCCGCUGGCCGGCCCGGCGCCGCCGCGCGCCGGCCGCCCCGGGCCGCCCCGGCCAGGUCCGCGGGCGCCGGCGGCGCCGCCGCGGGGGGCCGCGGCCGCCGCGCGGCCGCCGCGCCGGGGCGCGGGCGGCGCGGCGGGGCCGCCGGGGCGGGCGGGGGGCCGGGGCGCGCGCGGCGCGCUCGCGCGGCGGCGCCCGGCCGGCCCCCCCGCGCGUGCGGGGCCGCGCGGCCGGGCUCGCGGCUCGGCGCGGCGGCGGGCCCGACCUCCGCGGGCCGGCGGCGGGGCGCGGGGGGGCGCCGGCGCCGGGGGUCAGCGCCGGGCCGCCGCGCGGCCGGCGGGGGGGGGGGCGCGGGGAGCGGCGCCCGGGCGCGUCGCCCGGGGCGGGGCCCGGCGGCUCCGGCGUGCGCGCGCCGGUGCCCGGCGGGCGCUGCCGGGCGAUUAUUAAUUAACUUAUAA